Messenger RNA from Diprion similis, 1432 nucleotides. RefSeq lists its product as uncharacterized. Bases 294 to 788 code for a protein of 164 amino acids. Lineage: Eukaryota; Metazoa; Arthropoda; Insecta; Hymenoptera; Diprionidae. The record is from RefSeq and is a predicted model, not a curated record. The transcript has 3 exons.
UUAUUUUUGGCACAUUCUGUUAGAUAGAAAUAGCCACAAGGGAAAAAAGAAGAAUAAGAAUUAUUUGAAACAGAAAAUACAGUUUUUACGAGCUGGUGAGUCUCUGGUGAUACACGAGUGACUGUGAGGACAAUGCUAGGGACCGCUGGACGCUUGUCUACUUGUCUAGGAUGGUCAUAGCUUGGCAGGAUCGUAGGAUGAAAGAAUACAAAUAACCAUCUAAUUGGGAUUGAGGAAACCAGAAUAAAGCAAACAACACGUACGUAACUCUGACUAAGUGACACAAUUACCUGAUGAUGAAAAAACAAAUGUCCGCCAAAGUUCAGAGUGUGAAAAAGGCUUUGGACUUACUUAGAUCCAGGCAGGAGAGUCAAGCUGCUAAGAAGCACAGAAAGAUUUUAAAAAGCAUAGAUGACAGAACUACGUUUCAUUGUUGUAGUAGUAAAAUGCACAACAGACGCAAUCGUAAGACAAAGAAAGUGGCUUCAUCAGGAUUCUCUCAUGCCUUAAUAGCUACUGAAAUGAGAAAAUGCCUAAUGAGACAUGAUUGGGCGCAUAUAACCGAACUUAUGCCUCUCUUGUUAAGAGGGCAUUCAGAAACAGAGCCACUAAUGUGGAGGUAUCUGAUUAUACAAAUAUUGUACAGUAGCAAAGGUAAUUUGGCAAUGCUUAAUCAUUUCCUCGAAAUGUGUGUGCGUUGCCCAAGUUCAGAUUUUUUAAAUAUGGUAUUAGCACUUCCCGCUCAAAUUAAAGACACUGACUCCAUGUCAAUUGAGUACGACAGUUAAUGCUAUAAACUUGAAUCAUUUACAACAAUUAGGUAAUACAAGAGUGUGAGGAAUACAUAAAAAUAUGCCACGUAAGUGUUUUUUCGGUAUCUGAAUCAGAAGUAAUUGUUUGCGAAAAAUAACGGUUUACCAUCUCAACAUAUUGCGAAAUUAGCACAAAUAAAUAAAUGCUUCGUGUAUCUUGACAUCUGUUGUUGGUAAAAAUGGGAAAUUUGCUAAUUAUUCGAUUAAACAUUAUAUACUUGUAUAUUACUUAUUUUCGUACAGUGUUUUUAUGAUGAUCAUAAUAAAAGUUAAUAUUAAUACAAAGAUACUAUUUACAACGAUUCAAUAGAUCAUCGGCGUUUCCAAUAAUAUUAAAAACUAUGUAAGUGAUGCAAACAACAAUAGGGCAUUAUGUACACGUGUUGUUGUUGCAAUAAAAAUAAUAAUAAUAAUAAUAAACCACAAGGUAACAUAUAAAAUACAGCUAAAGACUGUCCGAAAAACAUUCAGACUGGCUUUCAUUGAUUACCUACGUGAAAUCAAUUUGUACAUACAAAAAGUACCUACAAAAUGCAUUUGUAUUGAUGAAUUCAAAUUCAGGUACAAGCUAUGGCAAUUUUACAGAAUAACUAUAUUGAACAACACCUAAAUGAUGUUCG